Messenger RNA from Harpegnathos saltator (Jerdon's jumping ant), 1540 nucleotides. RefSeq lists its product as uncharacterized. The record is from RefSeq and is a predicted model, not a curated record. The transcript has 5 exons. NCBI's taxonomy places the organism in Eukaryota, Metazoa, Arthropoda, Insecta, Hymenoptera, Formicidae. Bases 126 to 911 code for a protein of 261 amino acids.
UUCACUCUCGUUUAGUCGGCUUCGGCUAUUAUACGCGCCCGAACGCGCGUCUUCCUUUUCGGGCAAGAGACGGACCGAGACGCGCAUCGCGCCGAGAAUCUCGAAUCUGUCGCGCGACAGUAAAGAUGCGAGCAGCCCUUUUCGUCUUUUGCGUUGCGCUCGCAACGGUGUCCGGUGAGAACGACAAACCUUGGUCCUGGGGCGACGACGAUAAGCAGAAGACGAGCAAGGCUGGAGUUGCCGAGGCCAGGUAUCAAGUAUACGAGCCUGAUUUCGAUGGCGUGGACGAGGCGGGCUUUAGACCGCAAAAUCCAGGCCCUUACGGUCCCAACAGCCGGCCGUUGGUGCCGUCGUAUCCAGGCAACAACGGUGUGCUCGUUGGUCCCGGAGGACCAACCGGAAUAGUCGGCAGGCCGCCACGUCUCAACGGACCGAAUGGACACGACGGUAUCCUGGAUUCGGUGCCGCCAUGGAUCCGAGGGGAUCCUCGUUAUCGCGAUCUCGAUACUUGCAAGUGUAGAUACAGCUUCAAUUGCCCGUCGCCCGGCUUGAAAUUCGGUCACUGCUCGAGGGAUAAGAAGUACUGCUGCUUCAACAGCAGAAAAUUUCCAGGAUUGUUAGGAAGUCAUCACCCAUAUUAUCCCGGCGCACCGCACAAGUACGGGCCGACGACGAAUUAUUACGGCAAUCGAGGACCGUACGGUAAUCCAUAUGGUGGCUACCGACAUCCGUCUUUCGGUGACUAUUACUCGAGGCCCUACGAUGGCAGUUACGGUCACCGUAAUGAGUUCGAGUCGUUACGGCCAUAUGGCUACGACGCGGAUCCCGACGAUUAUGAGAUCUACGGGAGGUCGUUGGGUAAGAAUCAAACGCAAGCGAGCGAGAAUCCGAGGACGGACGAGGAGAAAUGACUGUAAAUAAAAAAAUCUCGUCUCGAUCGAAUCGUUUCUCGAUCUGCCGUUAAGCUCGAGCGGUCGUUUCGGUCUCGGUGGAGAUGCCAAAGAUACCACAGGAAUAUAUAGAUGUACACGUACACGUACAUGUACGUCGAGUGAUCGUACGCGAUGUACAAUUAGAUGAGACACGACUCGAACACGAACUGUAAUCGCGUCAAUAAUUAAUUCGAAUGAAAUAAUACCGAUGCUUCGUCUCAAGCAUGAAUUUGUAAAAUGCGCACGUUGUUCUUCCUUGAGAAGGAGAUGUAACCUUACCUAACGGCGCCUCGCGAUAAUAAAUUAUAGCAAAGAUAACGUUGAGACGUAUAUAAUGUAUGUAAUGUAAAACACGUUUCUCUUACGAAUAUUUCUAUAAUUUCGAUCGAUUGUACACCACUUUCUACAUAUUCACUCUUUUGCCUUGUUUCUCAAAAAAGCAAAAGAUAAUAAGUCAUCCCGUUAAAUAAAUGCGAACGAAGCAAGAAACAAAUGAAUAAUGCUUAGCGAACAAUUGAUUUCUUUCACACAUACACGCGCGCGCGCGUACCGUUUCAUGUAAUAAAUAAAAUUUCUCGUGAGUUUGCGUUAUUAGUAUCUUCGCGCGU